AUGGUUAUGCACAAAUUAGGGUUGUCUAGAACGUUGUAUCUGAAGAUGGAAUCAGGAAGUUGUUUGGAUGAUUGGAUAGAAAUACUGCUAAAGAGGUGUGAAGAGCUGCAAUUAGUAGGAUCAAUUGGUGCAAGAGUUCUAACCUUUGAGUUAGUUGAAAAUGAGUGUUCACAUUUGAAGCAUCUCCACCUUUUUAAAAAUCGAGAAUUUCAACAUUUAAUCCACCAACAGAACAAGCCUUUACGAAAAACUUUAUCCAAUUUGGAGGACCUACAACUUCGCUGUUUGGAGAAUUUGGAAAGUAUAAUUGAUGGGCAUGGGCAUGUCACAGAACUUGCUUUCAACAAGUUGAGGAGUGUAGAUGUGGAGUAUUGUCAUAAAAUGGGAACUCUGUUUUACAACUGCAUGGUGGAUGACAUUUUGAAUCUUGAAGACAUUUUUAUUUAUGGGUGUGAGAUGUUGGAAUAUUUGAUCACUGUGACGAUGGAAAGCAAAGAGACAACCGCCACUAUUGAGUUUCCGCACUUGAAAUCUUUAGAGCUACGUUUCGUACAACGGGUUCGAGGUUUCUGCUCCAAAAUGGAUCAAAUUGGCAAUGAGAGUUCAUUCUUCAGUGAAGAGGUAUUGCUUCCUAAUUUGGAGGAUUUGAUAAUUACAAUGGCAGAUAAUUUGAAGAUGAUAUGGCAAAACGUACUUGUUCCUAUUUCAUUUUCCAAACUCAAAAGGGUAGAAAUUGAUUCAUGUAAUAAUGUUGAAAAAGCUUUCCCUCCAAAUAUAACGACCAUACUUACCUGCCUUCAAUCCUUAACCGUUAUGAAUUGUAAUUUAUUGAAAUGUAUAUUUGAAUUGCAAGAGCCCAAUACGACAGAAAAAAGUAUUGUGCUCUCCAAUUUGAGGUAUUUGAAAUUAUAUAAUUUGCCAAGCCUAGAGUAUGUAUGGAGCAAGGAUUCCAGUGAGCUUUCGAGUUUUGAAAAUAUGGAAAGCUUGUUCAUUCAAGGAUGUCCAAAUCUUAAAAGAGCAUAUUCAAUCAAAGUUCUUAAGCAACAAAAAGAGCUGGGAAUAGAUUUCAACCAAUUGAAAGAGAUUCUUGAGAAGGAAAAGUUGUCAGUACAUAUGAUGGAUUCAAAUCAAUUUCAGACUUCCCAGGCUGGGACUACACAAUUGCAAGAUGGUCUGGAGUUGUUUCCCAAGCUUAAAACUCUUAAACUAUAUGGUUAUUUGGACUACAACUCAACUCAUCAUUUGCCAAUGGAAAUGUUUCGAAUGGUACACAAUCUUGAAGAGUUUGAAGCAAGAAGGAUGUUUAUUAAAGAAAUAUUCCCAAAUGAGAGAUUGAUGAAUGUUGAAGAACAAAAGAUCAAUACAAGAUUUGAGCCUUCUAGAUUGGGUCUAUACGAAUUGCCCAAGCUUAAGCAUUUCUGGAAGGAUGAGUUCAAGAGUAGUUCAUCACUUCAAAAAUUGUAUGAUCUAAUCAUAUCAGGAUGUGGAGUAUUGGAUAUGUUAGUGCCGUCGUCAGUAUCUUUUACAAACUUGUGGAGGCUUGAGGUGAAUAAAUGUCAUAGACUGACCCAUUUGCUAAAUCCUUCGGUGGCUAAAACCUUGGUGCAACUUACAUGGUUGUGUUUAAAAGAAUGCAAAAGGAUGACGACUGUAAUUGCAAGAGAAGUUGUUGAAGAUCAAGGAAAUGAUGAAAUUGUAUUCCACAAAUUAUACAUUUUAGAACUUGAGGAUUUGUCCAAAUUGACCAGCUUUCAUUCUGGAAACUGCAACAUCAGAUUUCCGUGCUUGGGAAGUGUAGAUAUUAGGAGUUGUCCUGAAAUGAAAGCUUUUUCUCCUGGAAUCACAAGCACGCCUAACUUACUAGUUGGAGAUAUUAAGACUGAAGGUUCCUUUAGCCGGUAUGGAAUAUCAGGUUCAAAUGGCCGGCAUGUAAAUACUACAGAAGUUGUUGAAGAUAUCAAUGGUAUUAUCCGACAAGUUUGGGAGGACGAUUAUGACGAUGGGAUUCAAUAUCUGUUUACGGAAAAGAAUUUGGAGGAAGACCAAAUAUCCGAUCAUCCUUCUUCUCAAUGA
This is a messenger RNA of Momordica charantia (bitter melon), 2073 nucleotides long. RefSeq lists its product as uncharacterized. The record is from RefSeq and is a predicted model, not a curated record. NCBI's taxonomy places the organism in Eukaryota, Viridiplantae, Streptophyta, Magnoliopsida, Cucurbitales, Cucurbitaceae.